Aureobasidium vineae is the source of this 960-nucleotide messenger RNA. The record is from the annotation of a GenBank genome assembly. NCBI's taxonomy places the organism in Eukaryota, Fungi, Ascomycota, Dothideomycetes, Dothideales, Saccotheciaceae.
AUGGCAGAGAUAUUCGGAGCAGUCGCAUCUGGAAUCGGCAUCGCGGGCGUCGCUGCCCAAGCUAUUGACGGUAUACGAAAACUCCAGGCUUUUUGCAACGACAUUCGCGAUGCUCCUGAAGAGAUCAAAUACUUGACCAAUGAACUAGAGAUACUGCUGGGCACAAUAGCCGGCAUUGAAGCUCAAAUCCAGCGAAAUGCUUCCAUGUGUCAGAAUAUGAAUCCGACGCCAGCUUUGCGCUUUGUCGACCAAAGUGUGAGAUCUUUGAACGCCGUGAUCGAGAAGCUUAAUGCCGAGAUUGCGCAGAAAGGGACGCUGGGCUCGAUGACAAUGGCUUGGAAGAGAAAGAUUCUGGACGCACAGGGGCUAAUGAUCGUAGCNGAACUGUACCUUCAGACGGCCAUGAGGACUGAUACAAAGGUCGAUCAAUUGAGUGGGAGCGUAACAACAUUGACCAACUUUUGUCACACACGGCCCAUGGCCACGUUACAACCUCAAAUCAACGCCAGCCAGCAAACAGGACGCGGUCAACAAUUUCCUAUCGUCGACGACAGCCAUAGUCGCGAAGGGGUUCGAAAGAGGCCAAGGUCCCCAAAGAUGGUCUCAGCCUUAUCCUUCUCACUAGUGCUUCCCCACUGGCUCGCGCAGCUUUCAUUGCAAAUCAAUGUAUGCCGAGCAGCUCGAAGCUGGACUGUGACUCUGAGAUCCUACCGGACAAUUACGCGCGACUCCAAGAUCUGGGAGGCCAUCGGGUAUGGUGACUUCGACUGCGUGCGGGGUCUCAUCGAGUCUGGACAAGCAACAAUGUUUGAUCGGGACGAGUUUGGGUGGACGUUUCUACACUUAGCCAUCAGUACAUCGCCAAAUAAUCACGAAGCCUUGUUGCGCAUCGGUCGUUUCUCGAUUGACCAUGGCGCUGAUCCUAGCAAUUCACAAUCUCAGCAGGAGAAGCAUCUUUAA